Messenger RNA from Gastrolobium bilobum, 3090 nucleotides. Its product is annotated as probable LRR receptor-like serine/threonine-protein kinase At3g47570. The transcript is spliced from 2 exons. Gene Ontology annotation, biological process: protein phosphorylation. Bases 1 to 3090 code for a protein of 1029 amino acids. The record is from RefSeq and is a predicted model, not a curated record. Gene Ontology annotation, molecular function: protein kinase activity; ATP binding; protein binding. Lineage: Eukaryota; Viridiplantae; Streptophyta; Magnoliopsida; Fabales; Fabaceae.
AUGGAGCCUUUUUCUCUCAAUCUCAUGUUACCUGCAUUUUGCUCUACAUGCCUUCACCUAUUUCUUCUCUUUACUUUGAACUCACUCUGGUUUGGCCAAAACACCACUGCCUCGCCAUCAGGAAACGAAACUGACCAUUUGGCAUUGCUCAGAUUCAAAGAAUCAAUAUCCAGUGACCCAUAUGGAAUCUUGCCCUCUUGGAAUAGUUCUACACACUUUUGCAACUGGCGUGGAAUCACAUGCAGUCCCAUGCACCAAAGAGUUACCAAGUUGAACCUACAAGGUUAUCAAUUGCAUGGGCUCAUAUCUCCACAAGUUGGCAAUCUCUCCUUUCUUAUAAACCUCAACCUCGGAAACAACAGCUUUCACGGAAAAAUCCCGCAGGAAUUGGGUCGAUUGUUACAACUGCAACAACUCUAUCUUACCAACAACUCAUUGACUGGGGUAAUUCCUACAAACUUGACAAGUUGCUCUGAUCUCAAAGUCUUACAAUUGGCAGGGAACAAUCUUAUUGGCAAAAUACCAAUUGAAAUUGCCUCUCUUCGAAAACUUCAAUAUUUUAGUGUUACAAAAAACAAUUUAACUGGAGGAGUCCCACCCUUCAUAGGGAAUCUUUCAUCCUUAACUUUUCUUGGGAUGACUUAUAAUAACUUAGGAGGAGAUAUUCCACAAGAAAUAUGUCGUCUCAAAAACUUGACAGCUAUAACUGCGGGAGAAAAUAAAUUGUCUGGUAUAUUUCCUUCUUGUUUUUAUAAUAUGUCAUCUCUUAGUGCAAUCUCAGCUCCACAAAAUAUAUUUAAUGGGUCUCUUCCACCCAACAUGUUCCUCACCCUUUCCAAUCUCCAAGUAUUUGCAAUUGGCGGGAAUCAACUCUCAGGUCCAAUCCCCACUUCCAUUUCAAAUGCUUCUGUCCUUCAAUUAUUUGACAUAAAUGAAAACCAUUUUGUAGGGCAAGUUCCAAGUCUAGGGAACCUACAAGGUCUUCGGAUACUAAGUUUUUCUUUGAACAAUCUAGGUGACAAUUUAACAACGGAUUUGGAGUUUUUAAAAUCCUUGACAAACUGUAGUAAGUUGCAACUAUUAGGUAUAGACCACAAUAAGUUUGGAGGUAGUUUGCCAAAUUACUUGGGCAAUUUUUCCACCCAACUCAGUCAACUAUAUGCUGGGGGUAAUCAAAUAUCAGGACACAUUCCUGCAGAAUUAGGAAAUCUAAAUAGCUUAACUCUCUUGACCAUGGAAAAUAACCAUUUUGAGGGGAAUAUUCCAUCUACUUUUGGAAAGUUUCAGAAUAUGCAACUUUUAGAUUUGAAUGGAAAUAAGUUGUCAGGAGAUAUGCCAUCCAACAUAGGUAACCUCAGUAUGUUGUAUUAUUUGGGUUUAGAAGAAAAUUUGUUAGAAGGAAAUAUUCCUGUAAGUAUAGGAAACUGCCAAAAGUUACAAUAUUUAAAUCUUUCCCGAAACAAUCUUAGAGGAAUCAUACCUUUAGAGGUUUUUAGUAUUUCUUCGUUAACAAGUUUACUAGACUUGUCACACAACUCAUUGAGUGGUAGUCUACCUGAUGAAGUGGGCCAACUAAAAAAUAUUGAUGAGCUGGAUGUCUCUGAGAAUCAUCUAUCUGGUAAUAUUCCCGGAACUAUUGGAGAAUGCUUAAGCUUGGAGUACCUUUAUUUACAAGGGAAUUCCUUCAAUGGAAUUAUACCAUCCUCUUUGGCUUCACUAAAAGGUCUUCGACAUUUAGACUUAUCACGAAAUCAUUUGUUUGGAUCAAUUCCUGAUGUUUUGCAGAAUAUUGCUUUCUUAGAAUACUUAAAUGUAUCAUUUAAUAUGUUGGAUGGUGAGGUACCAACUAAAGGUGUCUUUCGAAAUGCAAGUGACUUAGUAGUGACUGGAAACAACAAGCUUUGUGGAGGUGUUUCAGAGCUGCAUCUACCGCCAUGCCCUAUCAAAGGUGACCAACAUGCAAAACACCAUAAUUUCAGGUUGGCAGCAGCAAUAGUUAGUGUAGUUGCUUUUCUUCUCAUAUUGUCACUCAUUCUCGCUUUCUGCUGGACGAGGAAAAGAAGCAAGAAACCAUCUUCUGAUUCACUAACAAUUGACCAGCUAGCCAAUGUUUCAUACCAAAAUCUACACCAUGGAACCGAUGGUUUUUCAAUAAGAAACUUGAUAGGAACUGGAAGCUUUGGCUCUGUGUACAAAGGAACUAUUGAGUCAGAAGACACAAUUGUUGCUAUAAAGGUCCUAAAUCUUCAAAAGAAGGGGGCUUACAAGAGUUUCAUUGCUGAAUGUUAUGCACUCAAAAAUGUUAGGCAUCGAAAUCUGGUUAAGAUUUUAACAUGUUGUUCAAGCAUAGAUUUCAAAGGUCAAGAAUUUAAAGCUCUCGUUUUUGAGUACAUGACAAAUGGAAGCUUAGAAAGUUGGUUGCAUCCUGCAACAGAAAUUGCAGAUCAGCGUAGAUCAAUGAACCUUGAGGAAAGGUUAAAUAUUAUUAAUGAUGUUGCUUCAGCAGUUCAUUAUCUUCACUACGAAUGUGAGCAAGCUUUCAUUCAUUGUGAUUUGAAGCCUGGCAAUGUUCUUCUUGAUGAUUGCAUGGUAGCUCAUGUGAGUGAUUUUGGCCUAGCAAGAUUGCUCUCAAGUGUUGGAGUCUCUGUGAUGCAAAGUAGCACAAUUGGAGUAGAGGGAACUAUUGGUUAUGCUCCUCCAGAGUAUGGAAUGGGUUCUGAGAUGUCAAUUGAAGGCGAUAUGUAUAGUUUUGGAAUUCUGAUUUUAGAAAUGUUAACUGCAAGGAGACCCACGGAUGAAAUGUUUAAAGAUGGUCAUACUCUCCACAAUUAUGUUAAAGUUACAAUUUCCAAUAAUUUUGUGGAGAUUGUAGACCCAACUAUUCACCCCAAUGAAUUAGAAAAUGAGAACCUGGGUUUUACGCAUCCUAAUGUAGAGAAAUGUUUACUCUCUCUUUUUAGGAUUGCACUUGCUUGUUCAAUGGAAUCACCAAAGGAAAGAAUGAAUAUGAUUGAUGUCAUCAAGGAACUUAAUUUGAUCAAAACAUUCUUCCCUUGGAGGCCAACUGCAUUACAACCACGCAACACUUGA